GGGAUGACGAUCGUUGCUUCAUUUUCAGCCCUGCCUCAGAGACAGGGAUUAGCACUGCCCCUGGUCUCUCUCCCACUUGCAUUAGUCUUGCAGGCAGACAGGAUGAGUGAAUACCGUUGCUAUGGCUGUAUUUUGUAGUAUCUUCUUUAUUAGCAUAUGUACUAGUAACACCGAGAGUUAUCAGAGCGGCCUCGAGAUACAAAGGGACCAGCGUCCUCAGGUAUAUGAAGCCAACAUCCUUCGAGGUGAGAGAUGACAAUCUUGACCCUUAACAUCUUACACUAGCAGAUUCCUCCUAUGCCCUAGCUAUCCCUCAGUCUCCCAGUCCUCAUCGAGUCUUACUCCUCUGGAGUUAUUACUCAGCAUUGCUUGCUUUUCGGGUCCCUACCUAAUCCUACCUCAAGGGUAUCGGUAGACCCUUAGAGUUCCGGCCGGCAACGAGGCCUAUCUUGAUAUCUCAUUGCUUACAGCAAGCCGAUCAUACAGCCACAAUGCCGUCAGCGGUCCCCAGCGCAACAACGACCGGCGCCGAGCAUAUUGAACCGGCAGGCAAUGAAGGACCGUUCGUCAACGGAUUCAACAGAAAGCCCAAUGGCGUCUCAACCUGGCCUACUAAUGGCCAUGCUCGAGCUAGCAGCGUAAGCUCUGCCGAUACUUCAAACCCGACUGUUUUUGAGCCACAUACUUUCGACUGGAAUCAACAUCGUGGUCCCGGCCUGACACAUGGGUACCAUGAGGAGGAGGCCGGCGGCCCACGAUCUCGAGCAUACGCCAGGAUACGGUCUUGGGGAGAUGAUCCUAAAACGGCUAAGUUCCCUCGUAUAUCAAAGCCCAUGGAGCUCAUGCGAACAAACUAUGAUUGUGUUGUCAUUGGUUCCGGUUACGGCGGUGGCGUCGCGGCGUCCCGGAUGGCUCGUGCCGGAGAGUCCGUUUGUCUCCUUGAACGCGGUAAGGAGCGCUGGCCCGGAGAGUAUCCCGAUAGCACCGGUGAUUCGAUUGAUCAAUUACAUUACUCUGGCGAGCUCGCCCCUGGUUGGUUGCCUAAGAAAAUUGUCGAGGGUGGUGAUCCUACAGGCAUGUACCACAUGAUUUUCGGAAAUUGCCAAAAUGCGGUGGUCUGUAAUGGUCUCGGCGGAACCAGUUUAAUGAAUGCCAAUGUUUAUCUGGAAGCGGACAAAGACACACUACAGCUAGAGGCAUGGCCUAAGGAGAUCAGGGAUAACCCCGAUUGUCUGGAUGAAUACUAUGAGAAAGCAGAAAAAGUCCUGCAACCGGAACCGUAUCCCGAUGACUGGCCGAAGCUGCCAAAGCUUGAGUUGUUGGAGAAGCAAGCGAAGUACCUCAGUAUGGAAGAGAAAUUCCGACGAGUGAGGCAGACAACACGAUUCGUCAAUGGGCCAAACAGCUGUGGCGUAGAGAUGUUUCCGUCGGCAAUGACUGGCCAAGACUGCACCGGGUUAAACGAUGGGUCUAAGAAUACCACACUAGUCACUUACCUGGCUGAUGCUUGGAACUGGGGCGCCGAUAUGUUUUGUGAGGCGGAAGUCCGAUACAUCACCAAAGCCCCUUAUCCCCAAGAAGGAUACAUCGUGUAUUUCGCUUGGCACGGGAGGAACCGCGGUCAUUUCAGGGCAAAUUUGCAUGGUGACCUCAUGUGGGUGCACGCAAAGAGGGCCGUGUUCCUUGGUGCCGGUGCUAUCGGUUCAACUGAGAUUCUCCUUCGGAGUAAAAACAUGGGUCUGGAUUUGAGCGAUAAAGUCGGCGAAAACAUGAGCGGAAAUGGCGAUAUCUUGGGUUUUGGGUAUAAUACCGACCACGAAGUGAACGCGAUGGGAAGGCCUUUCCCCUCUCCCUACCACCCCGUCGGACCUACCAUCACCGGUAUUAUCGAUAAUAGAUCAGGUCACGAUAACCCUCUGGAUGGCUACGUCAUUGAGGAGGGUGCUAUUCCUGGGGCUCUCGCACCGUUCUUGCAAGCCAUGCUCGAGCUGUUACCCGGUAGCAUCGAGCCAACAGGCGAAGGCCUCAUCGGCAAAUUCCAGGCGAAUCUUGCUCGUCUCGGAACCGCGUUCCUCGGACCGUAUUUCCGAAAAGGUGCGAUUGAGAGGACACAAGUGUAUCUCAUUAUGUCUCAUGAUAGUAACCAAGCGUACCUCACUCUCAAGGACGAUAAACCUGUUCUUGAAUUUGUAGGUGUUGGGCGUAGUGACCACGUCAAGUACCUGAACAGGGUAUUGGAGAAAGCCACCAAAGCUGUUGGUGGAACGUUUGUCCAAAACCCCUUUUACGCUCUUCUUGGCAAGCAGCAAGUUACUGUCCAUCCUAUUGGUGGUGCUUGCAUGGCUCGUGACGGUACGGGUUCGACCGGUGCUACAAAUCACAUGGGCGAACUCUUCACCGGUUCUGGCGACAAGACCCAUUCCGGUCUAAUCGUCACGGAUGCUGCAGUUAUCCCAACUGCCCUUGGCGCAAAUCCAUUUGCGACAAUCACUGCUCUAGCAGAGAGAUCCGUUGACCAUUAUGCUAAAAGCCAGCGGCUCACAAUCGAUAUGACGCCCAAUGACGUUCUUGAUCUCUUUGGUUCUCCUCAACAUAAACACAUCCAUAAUAGGAAGCGUGGAUCAGUAGUACAUGUUGACGAAGUCGAGGAGAUUGCUAAAAUUGACAGUGCCAGGAACACUAUCAUCAAUGCUAGGCGCAUGAAUGAUAGCGGGUUUGGCUUUACGGAAGUGAUGUCCGGAUAUAUCCAUCGCGACGAAGGCCUCAAAAGAGACAACGUUGACACGUACAAGUUGGCUGCGAGGAGGGCGGAAUCCCUUAGCGAAACAGCACGUUUCUUCCUAAGCGUGCAGUCUUUCAACAUCAGGUCCAUUAUAAACGACCCCAAUCAUAGAGCGAUGCUAACAGGCACGUUCGUCUGCCCUACUCUUGAGGGGUCCCCUUUCAUGGUUCAACGAGGCGAUUUCAACUUGUUCUUGCUUGAUCGCAAAGCGCCUGGCACUCGAAACCUGACCUACGAUUUUGACAUGCGCGGUAUCAACGGCAGGAGUCUUCAUUUCCACGGCUAUAAAGUAGUCGACUCAUCCGUCGCGCUAUCGCCGGUACAGUUUUGGAAAUCGACGAGCACUCUCUACGUCACAAUCACCGAGACCCUUCCAAAUGCCGACCGCAGCUGCGCAGAUGCGGACGAAUGUGGCCUUCUUGGGAAAAUCGUUGCGAAAGGUAUCAUGCGUAUCCAACCGCAAGACUUCUUAUCUGAAGUCAUGACUCUUACCCCUACGGGCAGCAGCAUUUUCAGGAAGGUGGUAAGCGCGGGCAACUUUCUCACGUUCUUCACGCGGAAAUCCAUGUCCCUUCUGCUAGCGCCGCUCACGCCGUUGCAAUAUCCCGUUCAGACCUGCUUGGGUUUCGUCAAUAACACGCCUCCGACUAGAACUUUCAAGAUCAAGGCUUCCGAUGGUGUUGUUACUAGCCUGCAUAUGUGGGAGCCUACAAACACAUCUAUCGAUACAAGGGACCUAUUCAUGAUCCCCGGUGCUUCGGUUGAUCAUCAGAUUUACGCGCUGCCGACUAUCCGUUACAAUGCCGUCAACUACUUCCGCAGGGCCGGAUACCGAGUAUGGAUUACCGUUCACCGCAUCGGCAUGUUGAUGGUUGCGCAAGAUGACUGGACGACAUUCGACGCGCGACUAGACUUCAAAGCCUGCCUAGAAAAGAUCCGCGAGGAAUCCAUUCUCCGCGAUGAAAACCGGGCGGAGCCGGAGAAGAUAUACACGAUCGCGCACUGCAUGGGCAGCGUGGCGCUGUCAACGGGCUUGCUAGACGGCACGAUCCCGGCUAAGUGGAUCCAGGGUAUAACAUGCAGCCAAGUAUUCAUGAACCCGAUCUGGAACCUAGCGAAUAUGAUCAAGAUCACAGCACUUCCAAUCCCCGGUGAUAUCUUUUACAAGUUCCUGCUCGGCGACUGGUUCAGCUUCAGCACAAGCAAGAACGACAGCCUCCUGCAGAAAGGGCUCAACCAGCUUCUCCGAUUAAUGCCGGACUCGCGGAAGGAACUCUGCAACAACGCGAGCUGCCACCGCACGACGAUGGCGCUGGGCCGGUGCUGGAACCACCAUAACCUCAACGAGGCGACGCACAGACAAAUCGACCGGUUCUUCGGCGGCGUGAGCAUGACGCUCAUGCAUAUCCUCAUGAAGCAGGGGUACCAAGGCGGGGUGACGGGGAACAAGCCCUUGUUCGAAAGACUCGAUACCCAUGAUAAUAUCAGGAGGCUGAAGGGCGUGCCGAUUAUGCUGUUCGUCGGCCGUGAUAACGCGGUGUUGAGUCUCGAGAGCACGGAGAAGACGUAUGAGAUCCUAACGGAUACUUUUGGCACUGGUGAUGAUCGGUCGGGGGUUAGGUAUAGGAGACGCGUGGUUCCUGGUUAUGGACACUUGGAUUGUUGGAUGGGUAGGAAUGCGUGGAAGGAUGUUUACCCGUUUGUGAGGGAGGAGGUUGAUCGUGUUGUUAGGGGCGAUGGGUAUAGGUUCGAUGAGCCGAAUGACCAGUUUAAGGAGUUGGUUGAGAGUGGGAAGUUGUUGUAUUAAACGGUGCUUGGGAGGGAAACUUGGGGUUUGGGUUAUUUGGUGUCUGAUAGAUGGAAAAAGGGUCUUGCAAAACAAAAGGGAUGGUUUGGCGUUCUGGGGAAGGUGGUUUGGCGUUGUGGUUGGUUGGUAGGGCAGGCAAUGGGGAUACGGCGAUAUACCCCUUGUUGCUUUUACCGCUGGAUGUGUUUUUGUUGAUACUGUUGGUAUGGAUACCUUCUUUGCCUGUGAUAGAUGCCAAUACUAUCUUUAUGAACAUUGAUCUAUACUUACUGUACCUAGUAUAUAUACAUAUGUACCUACUAGGUACCUACGUACUUACAGGUACCUACAUGUAUGUACCUAGGUAUAUAUUAACUUUUUAAAUUUUUCAUAA
Messenger RNA from Annulohypoxylon maeteangense, 4962 nucleotides. Its product is annotated as FAD/NAD(P)-binding domain-containing protein. The record is from RefSeq and is a predicted model, not a curated record. NCBI's taxonomy places the organism in Eukaryota, Fungi, Ascomycota, Sordariomycetes, Xylariales, Hypoxylaceae. The coding region runs from base 492 to 4589 and encodes 1365 amino acids. The transcript has 7 exons. Gene Ontology annotation, molecular function: flavin adenine dinucleotide binding; oxidoreductase activity, acting on CH-OH group of donors.